Molecule: messenger RNA, 3388 nt
Organism: Neocloeon triangulifer
Lineage: Eukaryota; Metazoa; Arthropoda; Insecta; Ephemeroptera; Baetidae
Product: centrosomal protein of 104 kDa
Exons: 17
Coding region: 137-2932 (931 amino acids)
Cellular component (GO): cilium
Molecular function (GO): protein binding
Source: RefSeq, a predicted model, not a curated record
CUUCUCUCGGGCUCACUCAUCUUUCACGUCUGCACUGAUUCGCAUCCUUUCAGCACCGGAUCGCCCGAAAACAGACUAAAGGAUGAGGACUGCGAAGAGCAGGGUGGAUGAGUCGUUUGAGGAAAAUUAGCCCAAAAUGCCACACAAAAUUACCUUCAGUGUCAUCUUUUCGUCCAGUGAGGUGGAGGCGUUCCGAGGGUCGGAACUGAACACGCCGACCCCAACCACCAGUGGAUGGCGGAGUGCGCCGCACGCACCCUUCCCUCAGGAGCUGAUCCUGCUGCUGCACGCCAAGGCCGCGCUCCAGCGAGUCCAACUUUUGGCCCAUCAAUAUUUGAUUCCAUCACGUGUGGAGUUUUUCGUGGGCGACUGCGAUGAGGACCAGGCGAAGGACGGCAACUUUUCGCAGGCGGCGUUUCAGUACCUGGGCUUUGUCACCCUGUCCGACAAUCAGGGAACGGCUUUCCAGGCGCGCGAGCUCAAGUCGGUGACGCUUCCGUGCUGCGGCCGCCUGCUCAAGCUCGUGCUGCACGCGAACCACCCCAACGAUUUGAACGUCCACGAGCAGGUUAGCUUGAUGGCGCUGAGCCUACUUGGGCAAUGGACCGAGGACAACAACAACUCGCUGACUUCAAGCCAAGAUGCGAUUCCGCCUCCGCAAGACGAUGUGCCCGACAACGCCGCCAACAACAAUUCAAACGUGCUGGUCAGCAACCCGCAGUACACGUCGCCAUACGACGACCUGGCCUUUGACAUGUACGUCGACCCUGAAGCCGCCAAAAUCAUUCGACAAAUGGAGAGGAGGAAACAAGAAGCUGUCAUGAGUGAAAGGUUCGAGUAUGCGAGGAAGCUGAAGCAGGCGAUGGAAGAGUUGAGGCGGGCCGGUGAGCGGCUGGGCAAGUUCGAGCUGGAAAAGCGUCAGGCCAUCAGCAUGGAGCACUUUGGCAAGGCGAAGCUGAAGAAGGCCCAGAUGGACGACUACCGUGAGCAGGUUUACAACUUCCUCGAAAUCCCAGUGCUGCUCGAGUUGAAUGGGUACCAGUUAAAGAACGACGCGCCAGUGGACACGAGCAAACGACGCGAGUUGCCUCCUCCACCGAGACUUCGGCCCAAAUCGCGCGACCCGUCGCCACACGCGGCUGACAACUUGCACCUGAAGAACGGCAACAUUCCGAAUAACGCGAGAAACGGAAACAUGCAGUUUUCGCCGCCAGGAGUAACCACGGUGGCCAGCAUCAAACGCAGAGGCGCCAGGAACACGUACGAGGCCUACGAAGAACGAGCACUGCCUGCUCUAAAAAACAGUAAUCAGCGGGCGGAAGAACUUUUGCAGGACAACUAUGAUUCUGAAAGGUACUAUUGUCUUAGCGACCGAGAAAAAAGACAGGCCACGCUUCCAAUUUCAGUCUUCGGCACAACUUUGGUGGAGAAAUUUUACUCGAAGCAGUUUGCCGACCGCGAAGACGGUCUGCGCCUGCUGAGGGAAGAACUGACUCGACCUGCCACGGAAAGCUUCGAGAAACAUUCGGCCAACAAAACGGCCCGCGCCGCCAUCUUCCUUCUGCACCGCGCCCUCAAGGACAAGGUCUACGCGGUCUACACGCUGGCCGCUGACGUUUUGCGCCUCUUCUUCGUCCAAUUCGUGCCAACCAGAAGGGUUGCAAGUGGCGAAGUUUCCAGAAGCAUUGAACGGGUGUUGCCAGAAUUGCUGUCCAAGAGUGGCGACAACACCCCUCGUAUUCACAAUAUGGCGGUGCAAACCAUCCUUGACAUUGCUGACUGUCCCGAUGUCAAAAGUCUGAAUUUGAUUCCGACUCUGCUGACAAAGCCACUCACCAACACCACGCAUCCAAGGCUGGCCUUGAGCAAAAUGGAAAUGGUUGAGCAGCUCGUCCUGAAAAUCGGCAUCUCCAGCAACAAGCAAAGUGGAAUGACCUGCAGGAGUCUGACCGAGUUUGGCUCCUCGGGGCUGCACCAUCCCUCCGAGCCGGUGCGAAAAGUGGCCGAGCGAGUGCUGAUUUUGAUUUACCACGUUAACCCUAGGAUUGUAAGGAAGGCGCUUCCGCCUGACGACGAGCUUACGAGGAGAAAUUUGCUUUAUCGCCAUUUGUUCUCCGACUUUGACCGAAUUGACGUCGAGAGGAAACAGGAAAUGAUGCUGCAGAGUCAGCGGGAAGAAGUGGAAGCGGCGGAAACUGCGUCCGCCUCUGCCGCCUCGUCCAAAAGCUGCUCGUCCGUGACUCCGAAAAUGCGGAAAACGCGAAGCGCCAUGUCGCAAAUCGCUCGAUACACGGCCAACUCGACCCCAUCGCCUGCGCACACCAGUUCAGGCUCAAGUUCCGCCUCCGCCCUGACCUCUCCAGGCACUGAGGUCACGUCCAGAGGUCACGCUUCCCCGACAGCCGCCGAAGAGAGGAAAUCUUACAGGAUGUGCAUUUUCUGCAAACGGCGCGACCCGUCCUUCACCGAGCAAGGCUUGAACGUCCACUACUGGAAGUCUUGUCCGAUGCUGACGCGCUGCAACCACUGCAGACAGGUCAUCGAGGUCGCCUGCCUCACCAGACACUUGCUAGAGGUCUGUGAAGUUCGGAGGACUUACAGGAAAUGCCGAAUGUGUCUCGAGGCCAUUUCCGUGGACGCGUUUGAAGAACACAUCAUUUCUAGGCGUUGUGCUUUGGCAGUGCCAGAGUCCAAGGGCAGCCGAUGCCCAUUUUGCCACUUGAAUAUUCCGCCCUGGGAGGAUGGUUGGAGGGCUCACCUGACAGGUCCUCGUCCGUGCGCAGCACACCCUCGACUGAAGCAAAAAACUCCAGCCUCCAAAAUUCCAAAGCCUCUGUUCAGCCUGACAGGUUCUCUAAUAAGGAGGUCGGGCAACACGCCCGUCAGCUCACCAAAAGGAACGCCAAGAUCCAAAAGGAAAACUCUGUACUGAAAUUUGACUUCCCAGAUACGAAUUGUGUAUUUACCACGUAUACAAUAAUUCCUUAAAUUUAAGGUUCCGCAGCCGUUGCCAGUUUGUAACAAAAGUAACUGUUAAUUAUUGUAAAAGCAACCAGAGUAUCGUUGUGGGGACAAAGAAAAAACCACCGCCGGAACUGAUGAGAUUUUUGGAUUACUUUUAAAUAAGCUGAGUCUAUUUCUCUGGUUGCGAAUUUGUAUAAAUUCAUCUUGUUAAAUUUUCAAUUAAUUACUUAUAGCAAACAAGGUACUCUAAAAGUACCUGCGCAUCAUUAAUUCAAAAAUUAAAUAGAAUUUUCGAAAACUAGGUGCCUACCUAGGGGGUUUGAAUAUUUGUAGGGAUAGCAGUAAUCAAGAAAUUCAAUCAAUUUAGAUUCUAAUGUGGGGGAAUGUUUAUCUCAUCCAUAAUUUUAUCGAGCAAAUAAAUUUC